AUGUCGUUCAUCCAUAUCGACCGCUUUCUCGCGGCCGGAACCAGACUCUUCCAGCUCCUUGACUGCUCCUCCUGUACAUGGAAUGGGAAUGUCAAAUGCCAAAAAGCUGAUCACGAUAGGAACAACACUGACCAAGACUUGAUCGGAAAACCGCAGACGCUGCUGCAAAUGUUCAACACUCUCCCAGCCCCGAAUCCCAAACCGAACCAAGUACAGGACCUCGACAGGCGCGCUAGUAUGCACAACUUGCUCAACAACAAGGUGUUGGGCCUCAAGACGACGCUAUAUCCGUUCCAGUGUCGGUCCGCAGCCUCCAUGGUACAACGAGAGUCGCUGACAGAGCCAGUUCCGGAUCCUCGACUGCCAAAGCCUUAUGUCGAUCAUCUAGGGAAGAUGUACUACGUGGACCCCAUCGCCAAAACCAUCGUUAUUGACCUGGCUUAUUAUGACAGCGUCUGUGGAGGCAUCCUGGCUGAGGAAAUGGGAGCUGGAAAGACCCUCAUUUGCCUGGCUCUCAUCCUAGCGACGAAGCACAUCCCCACGUCUAUUCCGGAGUUAUAUCGUGGAGCAGACCCCAUUGUGCGGCACAAAGUCGGGAGCUUGAUGGAUAUGGCGGCGGCCGAGGUCACGAGAAGCGGAGCGUGGAAGGACAUCUUCGCCCCCAACGGCCAAGAAAAUGAUGGGUUCCAGUAUGACUCGGUCAUCAAUGCCAUCCAGCGAAACCCCGGCUGGUACCGCCUACCUCGGCCAGUUUCACCACGGCCCACCCGCAGGAACGCGACCGAGACCCGUGGUGAGAUGAUUUACCUUUCCCACACGUCUCUUAUAAUUGUGCCGCCAAAUCUCGUUACCCAUUGGGAACAAGAGAUUGAGAAGCACACCAGCGGCCUCCGAGUACUACUACAGACAAAGACUUUGUGUCUACCUGCUGCUGAAGAACUGAAAGAAUAUGACAUAGUUCUUUUCUCAAGAAGCAUCUUCGAGAGCAUUCAUUCAUCCAAACAAGCAACGAAGAAGUCUUCACGGAGUUACCAAAGCAACCCAUUGGCAAAUGUACAUUGGAAGCGUUGCAUUGUCGACGAGGGCCAUAUACUCGGAAACUCAACUUCGGGCGGCGUCAACUCCAUGCCGAAGACUAAUCUACAGCUUGUCAUUAAUGAUUUGCAUGUAGAUGCUAAGUGGGUUGUUACUGGCACACCAUCCAAAGGCCUUUAUGGCCUUGAGAAUGGAGUUCGAGGCAGUCUGGAGCAAAAUCAUCAAGUUUCCAUGGAUCUAGAGCUCCAGGAUCUCAAGGCAAUCGGUGUCAUGGCUUCUGUUUUCUUGAAAGCACGACCCUGGGCUAACACGCUUGGCGAAGCCCGGUCUCUGGGAGUAGUUGGAGCGACGAAGGACCAUGUGCAUUGGGAGGACUACGUCGUUAAACCCUGGUCUUCACGCACGGUGGAUCGCCGCGAUGACUGCCUGAAGGCAACUCUUGGAUCCCUGAUUGUUCGACACCCCAAGCUCGAGAUUGUCCCAUUCCUGCCUUCUGUCGAGGAGAGAACUGUGUAUCUUGAUGGGUCGUACCAAGAUAUUCUCUCCAUCAAUCUCUUCUCGAUGUAUAUCAUCUUCAAUGCCGUACAGUCGGUGAGGACCGACGAGGAUUACUUUUUCCACAAGACCCAGAGGGACGCGCUGGCAAGUUUGGUCAAAAACCUCAGACAAGCCAGUUUUUUCGGCGGCCAAUUCUUUCCUAGGUCAGACAUUUUUCAGGCCAUUGAUAGGGCGGAACGAUUCCUCGACGAGGGCGUGGUAAACAUCACCGCAAAGGACGACGAUUUGCUACGAACCGCCAUCGAGUUUGGUCGAGUUGCGGUUAGCAACACCAUCAAGGAUGCCGCCCACUGUUUUGCCCAGGUCCCAGUAUUCGUUGAAAACUUUCCUUUUGGCGCCGGUGAACAUUGGUCUCUCGAUGUGAGCGCCAGAGACCCCGUCUGCACAAUGGCGCCCCUCCUUCUUCGCCUUCAGGAGCGCCUAAAGCCCUUCACCAAAUCUCCCAAAACGCUCGAUACGUUGCCCACGUUAGGGGACAUUGCUACGUGGGGAGAGCAUGAUCAGCGAAAUGCGUUGGCGCACACCAGUUGGGAGAAAUUCGGGCGCCUUCAAGACAAUGUGUCCACAGUAGGGACCACCGACACUCGUUCCAAUAUGCGAAAAAAAAGCUCUUCGAGUGUGAAACCUUUUGUGGGGAAAACAAAGCUUGCGCAAGAACAACAAGGUUCUAUAGCCGGCCUGGCCUCGGAAGUUGCUGCACCCCUCAUAACAACGAGGUUGAUCUCGACCGCCUCAGCGAAGCUCUCAUAUCUCGUCGACCAAAUCAUCCAACACCAAGAAGCCGAGCAGAUAUUGGUAUUCUACGAGGAUGACAACGUAGCCUACUACCUCGCCGAGGUGCUCGAAGUUCUAAGAAUCCAGCAUCUCAUCUACGCCAAGGGUAUCACCAGCGAGCGCAAAAACUAUUACCUUGCCACCUUCACGCUGAAACCGAAGAUACGGGUCAUGCUCAUGGAUGUCAGCCAGGCGGCCUACGGCCUGGAUAUGAAGACGGCUUCCCGCAUCUACUUCAUCAACCCGGUGCUGAACCCGCAGGUCGGGGCUCAGGCCAUCGGCCGCGCGCGCAGAAUAAGCCAGCAGAAGCCGGUCACGGUCGAGACGCUGGUGCUGCGCGGCAGCAUUGACGAGGUGAUUGUCCGACGGCGCGAGGAAAUGUCGCCUGCUGAGCAGAGGAAGUGCAGCCGGGGUUCGAUUUUGGAUGAUCGACCGAUCUAUAACUGGAUCUUGAACGCUAAGAUUCUUCCGCUUCCGACGAGCGUGGAUAAGGAUGACGGACCGGCGCAGAUGGCCAAGUUGGCGGAACCGCAGUAUAUCUUUGGAAGGAGCUCUGGCACUUAUCGUGGGCAUACGGACACGGACCUUGUGAUGCGCGACCUGGGCAGUGACGCCCUAAGAGCCGUGAAUGCGGGGAGAAAAUCUCAGAGGGAUAAUGAAGUAACCACCUCGGGUCAAUACAUAACAGCAACUUUUGGUUCCAACAAGAGGACGUACCAGGACGAUGACGGCGCUAUACAUUCAGCUACCUCCUCCAUACAGGAAGAUGGAGAUGUGAUGAUGAUGGAUGCCCAACAGAGAGCGGAGCCAGAUUCAGCCGAGGGUCCUCCUUCUCGUUCGACUAAGCGUCUCCGUGUCCGAUUUGCAGACACGGGCGAGAAUUGA
This is a messenger RNA of Neurospora tetrasperma FGSC 2508, 3252 nucleotides long. RefSeq lists its product as uncharacterized. The record is from RefSeq and is a predicted model, not a curated record. Bases 1 to 3252 code for a protein of 1083 amino acids. Gene Ontology annotation, molecular function: ATP-dependent chromatin remodeler activity; ATP binding. The transcript is spliced from 2 exons. Lineage: Eukaryota; Fungi; Ascomycota; Sordariomycetes; Sordariales; Sordariaceae.